UGAUGAUGAUGAUGAUAAUCUACCUAAUUGGAAUGACUAUAGCUAAGCUAAUUGAAUUAAAAUAUAGUUAGUGAAUAUUUUUCUAAGCUAGUAUUUUUCUGAGUUUAAGUGACAUGGAUGAAAAUUAUACCCAAGGACAAGGGUUAAGGAUGGAGAAAGGUCAAGGACAAGACCUAGGGAUUGAGGAUGGUCGAGGACAAGACCAAAGGUUGGAUAAAGGUCGAGGUCAAGACCAAUGGUUGGAUGAUGGUCGAGGUCAAGGCCCAGGAAUUGCUAUUGGUCGAGGUCAAGGCCAAUGGUUGGAUGAUGGUCGAGGUCAAGGCCUAGGAAUAGCUAUUGGUCGAGGUUAAGACCAAAGGUUGGAUGAAGGCCGAGGAUAGGCCAAAGGAAGGAUUUAUGAAGGCCGAGGAUAGGCCGAAGGAAGGAUUUAUGAAGGCCGAGGAUAGGCCGAAGGAAGGAUUUAUGAAGGCCGAGGAUAGGCCGAAGGAAGGAUUUAUGAAGGCUGAGCUCAUGCCGAAGGGAGGAUUUAUGAAGGCCGAGGAUAGGCCGCAGGAAGGAUUUAUGAAGGCCGAGGAUAGGCCGAAGGAAGGAUUUAUGAAGGUCGAGGAUAGGCUGAUGGAAAGAUUUAUGAAGGCCGAGGAUAGGCCGAAGGAAGGAUUUGUGAAGGCUGAGCUCAUGCCGAAGGGAGGAUUUAUGAAGGCCGAGGUUAAGGCCGAAGGAAGAAUGAUGAUGGUUGAAUUCAAGAACUGAAGGGUUGAAAAGUCGAGGUCAAGACCUAAGGAUAGAUCGAAGUUAAAACCUGGUGCACGAGGAUAAGGGCGUCAAUGACUUUGGAAAUUCUAUGGACAUUACGUUGAGAUGUACGAGUUCAACAUGAAAGCUAAACUGCAACUUGAAGAUUGAUAUGAAAGGAGACCAAGGACAGCAUGUUCAUAAAAUAAGCAAAGAGGUAAUGAGGGAAAAGUGCUUGAAAAAAAAGGGUUGGAAAAAAAAACUUGCAGAAUCCUUUCCUAGUCACGAAGACGAUGCUAAGCUUCUUAUAGAAAUCGUAAAUGAGUCUGUUACAGUGAAUCUUUGAAACAAUAUUAUCAUAGUGAAAUUAAUAUUUUGUGAUAAAAGAACAUGUGAACAAAGUGUAUGUCUAUUCAAGAACGACUAAGAUGUAGUAUUUAAGAUAAUUUAUAAGCUUAGAUUAAAAGUAAACUACAUAGUCAUAAUAUUAGGCUAGAUCAUAGUUCAAUUGAGUAGCUUAUUGGCACUCAUAUUA
Maniola jurtina (meadow brown) is the source of this 1267-nucleotide messenger RNA. RefSeq names its product FMRFamide-related peptides-like. The record is from RefSeq and is a predicted model, not a curated record. The transcript is spliced from 2 exons. Bases 364 to 750 code for a protein of 128 amino acids. Lineage: Eukaryota; Metazoa; Arthropoda; Insecta; Lepidoptera; Nymphalidae.